This is a messenger RNA of Saccostrea cuccullata (small rock oyster), 532 nucleotides long. RefSeq lists its product as uncharacterized. The record is from RefSeq and is a predicted model, not a curated record. The transcript is spliced from 3 exons. The annotation marks the transcript as partial. NCBI's taxonomy places the organism in Eukaryota, Metazoa, Mollusca, Bivalvia, Ostreida, Ostreidae.
AUGAAAUACGAAUACUCAAUCGUUUCAGUAGCCCUGAUGUGCUACAGUUACCAGAUUGUUGGACAUAAUAUCGUCAUUGACGCAUACAGAGCCAAAGACUCUAGUACCACAUACUGUAAAUGUAGACUCACCAGUGAUAAACCUAGUACACUGAACCUUACCAACUAUAACGGCGUCCAUCCUGGGAUAGGGUGUGGGAGUACUGUAAUGGUUCUAGCUGGUGGUACUAGCAUGUCAAUGAACUGCUUUGUGACUGGCAGACAGCUUCCAAUUAAUGGAUCAGAUGUUGAUAUUCUUAUCGAAAAUCCACAACUAGCCUCCGACACAAGAUACUGUUUAUCUAUUGAGUCAGCUGAUUUGUCAGCAGUACUAAGUGUAUCUUGUGAUGGAGAUCUUUUACCAUCUACAACAAGGAAAACUUCCUACACUUCAACAACUGAGGAGAUAAAUACAGCGACUCCAUUGUUUACAACUGAUAAAGUUCGUGACUAUUCUUCAUGUUCCUCCCAGGCCAUGAAUGCCAAAAUACAAG